AUGUCCUACCUAGCCAGCAAUGGAGGAAUUUACCUGCCAGAACAAGUUCCUGCCCUCGAUCGCUCCAAAUUGAAGGAUCUCAGUACGCUUCCCUAUUGGGAACUGUGCUACCAGUUGCUCUCUGAGUUCAUUGAGGAAGACUACUUGAAUCAUUCGGACUUUAUUUCCAAAAAUUUUGAAGACUUCGAUGAUCCAAAAGAAGUGAUUCACGUUACCAAGCUUCAAGGUGGCCUCAAGAUAGCUGAGCUCUAUCAUGGACCGACUCUCGCCUUCAAGGACAUUGCAUUGUCUGUGGUGGGAAGUCUUGUUGACAGCCUAUUGGAGAAGAAGAAGAAGAAGGCUAUCGUGUUGGUUGCGACCAGUGGUGACACGGGAAGCGCAGCCAUACAUUGUGUGAGGAAGAUGGUAAAUGCGGACAUCAUUGUGCUCUAUCCGAAAGGACGAUGCACUCAGGUCCAGGAACUACAGAUGAGUACAGUCCAAAGCCCCAAUGUUCACGUUUUUGCAGCGGAGGGAACUUCCGAUGACUUGGAUGAAAUCACAAUGGCAGUCACAUCGGAUACUGCCUUUGCUGAAGAACACGGGCUGAUGAUCUUCAAUAGCGCCAAUAUUGGUCGCAUCUUAGCCCAGGUCCCCAUGUACUUUUAUACCUACUACCGUCUUUGUAGCAUAGACAGCAUGGAGCCGCUGGAAGUUAUUGUUCCGACAGGAGGCUGUAGCAGCAUCACAGCGGGAACAAUUGCAGCUAAAAUGGGACUUCCAAUUAAAAUCGUGCCGUGCACGAAUAACAAUGAUGUCGUGACUCGUUGCAUCCAGAAUGCUGAUUUCUCUCAGGGGUCACAUGUCCAUCACACAUAUGCAUCGGCAAUGGACAUACAAAGUCCAUACAACAUGGAAAGAAUCUUCUAUAUGUUUUGUGAUGGAGAUGGAGAUCUGGUACAAGACAUGAUGGAAUCUUUUGGCUCACACGGGAAAAGUGUCAUCCCCAGUCAUGUAUAUGCCUCUAUGAAGAAAGUCAUUCCCGAGUCCUACUCUGCCAAUGAUGAGGAGAUCCUGAAAACUAUGAAACGAUGCUGGGAUGAGAAUUCAUAUGCCAUAUGCCCUCAUACAGCCACUGGUGUUUCCUUUCACUAUGCGCACAGUCCUACAAUACAACGGGUGGUCCUUGCAACAGCAUCUCUGGUGAAGUUUCCAGACGUCAGUCGGGCAUGUGGAAUUCCUAUGCUCAGCAAUCCCAGGGUGGAUGCUCUUCCUCAGGUUUCUCCACAAGUUCCUAUCAUGAAGGAGGGCGACGACUGGGAGGCACUCUUGCGUCAAAAGAUCAUCGAGAUUACGAAACAGCGAUCAAAAUGA
Darwinula stevensoni is the source of this 1353-nucleotide messenger RNA. The record is from the annotation of a GenBank genome assembly. NCBI's taxonomy places the organism in Eukaryota, Metazoa, Arthropoda, Ostracoda, Podocopida, Darwinulidae.